Messenger RNA from Acanthosepion pharaonis, 1107 nucleotides. The record is from the annotation of a GenBank genome assembly. NCBI's taxonomy places the organism in Eukaryota, Metazoa, Mollusca, Cephalopoda, Sepiida, Sepiidae.
AUGAAUGUUGAACGGCUUGUGUACACAAGUACUUACAACGUUGUAUUUGGUGGGCAGGUAAUUCGCAACGGAGACGAAACUUUGCCUUAUCUUCCCGAUGAAAAGACUUUUCCUUUCUUUGUUUCUUUUCUUCUUUUUUCUCGUUGUUUCUUUUUGUUACACCCUGUUUUAUUCUAUAGGCUUUUCUUUUCUUUGUAUCUUUUCUUCUUUUUUCUCGUUACUUUUCCUUUCUUUGUAUCUUUUCUUCUUUUUUCUCGUUGUUUCUUUUUGUUACACCCUGUUUUAUUCUAUAGGCUUUUCUUUUCUUUGUUUCUUUUCUUCUUUUUUCUCGUUGUUUCUUUUUGUUACACCCUGUUUUAUUCUAUAGACUUUUCCUUUCUUUGUUUCUUUUCUUCUUUUUUCUCGUUGUUUCUUUUUGUUACACCCUACUUUUCUUUUCUUUGUUUCUUUUUCUUCUUUUUCUCGUUGUUUCUUUUGUUAGAGCCUCUUUUAUUCUAUAGACUUUUCCUUUCUUUUUUUUCUUUUCUUCAUUUACCUUCGUUUUUCACGUUGAUUCAUUUUUUAGACUUUUUUUAUUUUAGUGCUUUUUCAUUUUCUUUUUUUCUUUUCUUUAUUUUUCCUUCUUUUUCCUUUGUUUCUUCUUUGCUCUCUUCUUCGUUUUUCUUUUUUCUUUUUUUUUGUGAGACUAUAAUUUUAUAUUUUUUUUUCAUUCUUUUUUUUUUCUUUUCUCUCUCUUUUCUUUCGUUUUUCUCGUUUCCUUUUUCCGAGAUGCUUUAUCUAUUUUAUUGCUUUUUCCUUUCUUUUAUUUUCCUUAUCUUCUAUUUUCUAUCAUUUAUCUCUUUCUUUUUCGUGAGAUAUUUCUACUUUUCUUUUUCGUCUUUCUUAUUUUCAUUUUCCAUCUCAUUCUUUCUUUCUUUCUUUCUUUCUAUUUAUUUCAUGCCAUCUGUCCUCAUCGUCUCUUUCUCUUUGUUGCUGCUCGAUUUUACUUUUUGCCUAUUAUUUUUUCUUCUUCGUUAUUUCUCUUCUUUUCUUUCUUCCCCUCUUUUUUCUUUCUUAUUGAUUUAUUCUUUUCUUCCUUAUUGGUUUAUUCUUUUCUUUCUUUACUAA